GGUCGGUCAAUAUUAUAUUAUAUGCUUGUCAUGAAUUAAUCAUUAGUAUAUAAUAUGUGAAUCAUGGUUUAAGAGAAUUAUUUAGCUAAUAAGUUCCUCACGGACUCUCUAUUUUUGACUUUGGAUUUUCAUCUCAUUCAUCAUAAGCUACCUUCUCUUGGGAAUAUUGUCAUGUGGGCUCUAAGAGUUCAUGGAUAUGUCUUUGCUGUUUCAUUUUGUUUCAUUACCCUCAUGGCUGCUUCACAAAAAACAGAUCCUUCAGAAGUAAAAGCAUUGAUAGACAUCAAAAAGAGUUUGGUUGAUCCCAUGAACAAACUGAGGAACUGGAAUAAGGGUGACCCAUGUGCAACAAACUGGACUGGAGUUUGGUGUUUUGAUAAGAAGGGCGAUGAUGGUUACUUCCAUAUCCGCGAGCUCUACCUGAUGACUUUGAAUCUCUCGGGAACUCUAUCACCUCAGCUUGGUUCGCUCUCCCAUCUUGUGAUAAUGGAUUUCAUGUGGAACAAUCUGACAGGCACAAUACCAAAGGAAAUUGGACAAAUUACAUCAUUGAGACUCUUGCUCUUGAAUGGAAAUAAAUUAUCUGGUAGUUUACCAGAUGAGCUUGGCAACCUUAAAAAUUUAACUAGACUCCAACUAGAUGAAAACCAAUUGUCGGGUCCUGUGCCAAAAUCAUUUGCUAACUUGCUCAAUGUUAGACACCUCCACAUGAACAACAACUCAUUCAGUGGUCAACUUCCACACGAACUUUCAAAUCUACCCAACCUUAUGCAUUUGCUUUUGGACAACAAUAACUUAACUGGACAUCUUCCACCAGAAUUCUCCAAGUUGCGCGGUUUGGCAAUACUCCAACUUGAUAAUAAUAAUUUCAGCGGGAAUGGAAUUCCGUCUACCUAUGAAAAUCUACCGAGGCUAGUAAAACUGAGUCUAAGAAAUUGCAGUCUGCAAGGAGCUCUUCCUGAUUUCAGUUUAAUACCAAGACUUACAUAUUUGGAUUUAAGCUGGAAUCAGUUCACUGGACCUAUACCAUUAACGAAACUUGCAGAAAAUAUGACAACUGUUGAUCUGUCCCAUAACAAACUCAAUGGAUCAAUUCCUCGAGGCAUAGUAUAUCCUCAUCUUCAAAGAUUGCAACUAGAGAACAAUUUACUGACUGGGUCCUUCCCUGCUACCAUAUGGCAGAACCUAUCCUUCAGUGGGAAGGCGAAACUUAUAAUUGAUGUUCAUAACAACUUGCUCUCUGACGUUUUCGGAGAUCUGAAUCCCCCAGUAAAUGUUACCUUAAGGCUUUUCGGCAAUCCUGUUUGCAAUAAGUCCAACAUACAAAGAAUUGGUCAAUAUUGUGUUCAUGAAGGACGUGUAUCAGAUGAAGAAUUUAAAAAUUCAACCACUGUCUGCCCCAUUCAAGGCUGUCCAACAGACAAUUUCUUUGAAUAUGCACCACCGUCCUCACUUUCAUGUUAUUGCGCAGCACCUCUAAGAAUUGGAUAUAGACUUAAAAGUCCAAGUUUUUCUUACUUUCCUCCCUAUGUAAACAGUUUUGAAUCAUACAUAGCUGAUUCCUUACACUUAAAAUCCUAUCAGUUAUCAAUAGAUUCUUACGAAUGGGAAGAGGGACCUCGUCUUAGAAUGUAUUUAAAAUUUUUUCCUUCAUUUAAUGAUUCUAACUCUCACGAAUUCAAUAUAAGUGAGGUCCUUCGGAUUAGUGGCCUCUUUACAUCAUGGCGAUUCCCUCGCACGGAUUUCUUUGGGCCAUAUGAACUCCUGAAUGUCACUCUUCUGGGACCUUAUGCAAAUAUAAUUAUUCAUACAGUGGACGGAAAGAAAAAAACAGGCAUAAUAGUUGCUAUUAUAUUAGGAGCUGUUGCUAGUGUUUUAGCAAUAUCUGCAAUAAUCAUGCUCCUACUUUUUAGAAGAAAUUCGAAAUACAAGCACUUGAUUUCCAGGAAGCGUAUGUCCUCUAGUGUAUGUAUCAAAGUAGAUGGUGUGAAAUCAUUCACUUUGAAAGAGUUGACUCAUGCUACUAACAAAUUUGAUAUCACAACUAAAGUCGGUGAAGGAGGUUAUGGAAGUGUCUAUAAGGGCAUUUUAUCUGAUGAAACAUUCGUUGCCGUUAAGAGAGCAGGAGAAAAUUCAUUGCAAGGACAAAAAGAGUUCCUGACUGAGAUUGAGCUUUUAUCAAGGUUACAUCAUCGAAAUCUUGUCUCACUAGUGGGCUACUGUAACGAAGAAGGAGAGCAGAUGCUGGUUUAUGAAUUCAUGCCUAAUGGCACCUUAAGGGAAUGGAUUUCUGGUAAAAGUAAAAAAUGCAAGGAAGGCCUAAGUUUUUUCAUGAGAUUACGGAUUGCAAUGGGUGCAUCCAAAGGCAUACUAUAUCUGCAUACAGAGGCUAACCCUCCUAUAUACCACAGAGAUAUUAAAGCCAGUAACAUACUGCUAGACUUGAAGUUUACAGCAAAAGUGGCUGAUUUUGGAUUGUCACGACUUAUACCAUACUCCGAUGAAGAGGGAACUGUACCUAAAUAUGUGUCCACAGUUGUGAAGGGAACACCGGGUUACCUGGAUCCAGAAUAUAUGAUGACUCAUAAGUUAACUGAUAAAAGUGAUGUAUACAGCCUAGGAAUUGUGUUUUUGGAGCUAUUGACGGGCAUGCAUCCAAUAUCACGAGGGAAAAAUAUUGUCCGCGAGGUUAAUCUGGCUUGUCAAGCUGGCUUGAUAGAUUCCAUUAUAGACGAUAGAAUGGGCGAAUAUCCAUCCGAAUGCUUAGACAAGUUCUUAGCUCUAGCCCUCAGUUGCUGUCAUGACCAUCCAGAGGAGAGACCAUCAAUGUUAGAUGUGGUGAGGGAAUUGGAAGACAUUAUUGCCUUGUUACCUGAAACUGAAAUUAGUUUAUCAUCAGACAUUUCUUUAGAUAAUUCUGGUAAAAUGGCACCCUCAUCUUCAUCAUCAACACAAACAUCAGGAUUCAUUACGACAAGAAAGGACCAACAACACAUGUCCUCAUAUGUGUCAGGAAGUGAUCUUGUCAGCGAUGUCAUUCCUACUAUCGUUCCUCGCUGAGGCCUUAUAGUUAUUAGUUUCCCUCACAUCUUCCAAAAAGAAUGUAGUUAUACCAAAUUAAGUAUACAUUUUUUGAUAAUACCAAAGAUAGAGAGUUUAUAGGGAGAUAGUUGCUGUUUCCCAUCCUACACGGGACUUUGUAAAUUUUGUAUUUAUGUAAACAAAUUUGCUGACAAAAAGAAGAAAAAGAACAUUAUCUAUCAUAGGUAAAUGAUACAUAUUUUUAAUGAUCA
Messenger RNA from Medicago truncatula (barrel medic), 3293 nucleotides. RefSeq names its product probable LRR receptor-like serine/threonine-protein kinase At1g06840. Gene Ontology annotation, molecular function: protein kinase activity; protein binding; ATP binding. Lineage: Eukaryota; Viridiplantae; Streptophyta; Magnoliopsida; Fabales; Fabaceae. Gene Ontology annotation, biological process: protein phosphorylation. The transcript has 21 exons. The record is from RefSeq and is a predicted model, not a curated record. Bases 172 to 3060 code for a protein of 962 amino acids.